This is a messenger RNA of Naegleria gruberi, 852 nucleotides long. RefSeq lists its product as uncharacterized. Lineage: Eukaryota; Heterolobosea; Eutetramitea; Acrasida; Naegleriidae. The record is from RefSeq and is a predicted model, not a curated record. The coding region runs from base 1 to 852 and encodes 283 amino acids. Gene Ontology annotation, biological process: nuclear protein quality control by the ubiquitin-proteasome system; proteasome localization. Gene Ontology annotation, cellular component: nucleus. The transcript has a single exon.
AUGAAUAAUAAUACUACUACUCCACAACAUCAGCAACUCACUCCACAAACAAUACAAUUACCAAACUAUAAUAAUACCAAUAAUAAUAAUACAGCUUCCAUGCAAGCACAAAACAAUAAUUUGUCAUCUUCUAACCAACAACCAAUGCAACAACAACCACUUACUGUUACGAAUACUAGCUCAUCUGUGAUAGUGACGGAGACUGCAGAAGAAAAAACACCAAAGAAGAGGAAAACACCAAGCAAGCCUUCAUCAGCCACAAAAAAGCCUAAAGUUGAUUUGAGUAAAAAGCUCAAAUCUUUGGAAAAGGAUGAGCUUAUUCAAUUAAUUACUACACUUCCAGAGAAAUUCCCUUCAAAAUAUGAUACUCUUCAACAAGAUAUUCUAACUAUAUGUCCUGAUGCUGAUGUGGAUGGAGCUAUUCAAGAUUUGGAACAAUUAAGAAGAAAUGUUGAAAAAGCAUUCCCAAGAGCAAAAUAUGGAACUAACCGUGACGACUAUGCCUUCAAGAGGGUUAAACCAACGUUGACUUCAUUCAAAAAGAGUGUGACAGAAAAGACAACAGAAGUGAAAAAUGGUCAAAAUUGGAGUGUAAUGUGUAGAUAUUUAAACAAAUUGAUGGAAGUUGUGGAUGAUUUACCAGUUUUUGAUUCAACAAAGAAUAAUAGUAUCAGAGAUGCUCUGUUUAAGCAUUGUGCAACUAAUUAUACAGCAAUGCUUAAAGCUAGAGAUUGUAAUUUAACAAGUGAGGAAAUUGAAUCCAUUGACUCAACUCUUGAAGAAUAUGACAAGAAGAAGGAUGAGGUUUUCUCAACAGCUGUAGAAAAAUUGAAUGCUAGAAAAUCAAAAUAA